This is a messenger RNA of Fusarium odoratissimum NRRL 54006, 1121 nucleotides long. RefSeq lists its product as uncharacterized. The coding region runs from base 62 to 1072 and encodes 336 amino acids. The transcript has a single exon. The record is from RefSeq and is a predicted model, not a curated record. NCBI's taxonomy places the organism in Eukaryota, Fungi, Ascomycota, Sordariomycetes, Hypocreales, Nectriaceae.
CUCCACGAUCACAUAAUCUCAAGGUCUCUUUUCAUAAGGCAGCACUCACACCGGCUCAGACAUGGCAACAGGAGUUAGCCACGAUCUCACUACUCAAUCAUCUCCAGAAAAGCUCUUACGUAUUGGCACAGGCUGUUGUGGAAGUGUAUGGGCUGACGCAGACUCGUCAAAAGACAACAGCACCCCCUCCUGCAUCAAAAGAGAAGAUGGCGAUCCGCACAGAUCGAUUACAAAUGAACACUUCAUACAUCAACUUGUUGUUCAAUCUCUUCAGCUGAAUCCACAACAUGCACGAAACUUCCGAAUACCUCUUUGCCGUGGAUUUCUUAACAAAGAAGACGAGGCCUGGUCCCUGGUUCUCCCCCGACUCCCACCAGGCUCAAAACCUUGUAACGCAUUGCUCAGCGAAAAAGUUCAGCCGCUCUCAGAAGAUGUUAGAAAGCUGCUGGUUUCCAAAUUUGCAAGAGGAGAGAGUGACCAAGAUGCUAUAAUCAACGACAAAAAGAACGAGCACUGCCUCAUCCGCCCGUAUCUUGGCCGCAGGAAGAAGGAUUGGGGAGACACAAACCGCAGCACUUUCUUCAGUCUAAGAAACUUCCCACUUCACCUUGACCGAAUGAUAGAGCUUGGUCUCAAUGUACACAGCUACGCAAAAGUCAUUGCGGAAAGCCUCGCGUUUCUUCACUGGGUCGCUCGAAUUGACGCCAACGACGUCGAAUUCGUUCUUGCUCGAUCACGCCCAACUUCACACUCACACCCAAACAGCCCAUUUGGUGCAACCGUCUUUGGGCCUCAUUCCAUUUGGAUUAUAGACUUUGAUUGCUGCGAUCCUAUUACAAUGGAUGAAACUGGUGCUGCAACAGCUGCUGAGUGUUUUUGGCGCAAUGAUCCGUAUUACCCUCGACCUGGAUCUCCGGAUGGAUUUGAUACGGAGUUAUGGAGUGCUUUCAAGGACCAUUAUCUGAAAGUAAGUGAGGAGAUGUUGAAGAAAGAGGAGGAGUCCGCGAGAGGUCUUCCUAGUUUAUUGAUCAGUAUUAUCGAGCAGGGGCCAAAGUUAGCCAAGGGAAAAUAGUUAACAAUGACAAUUAAAGAAUCAAGAACUCCUCAUUGUCAUAUCCCAA